Trypanosoma rangeli is the source of this 2286-nucleotide messenger RNA. Its product is annotated as dual specificity protein phosphatase. Gene Ontology annotation, biological process: protein dephosphorylation; negative regulation of MAPK cascade. The transcript has a single exon. Gene Ontology annotation, cellular component: cytoplasm. Bases 1 to 2286 code for a protein of 761 amino acids. NCBI's taxonomy places the organism in Eukaryota, Euglenozoa, Kinetoplastea, Trypanosomatida, Trypanosomatidae. The record is from RefSeq and is a predicted model, not a curated record. Gene Ontology annotation, molecular function: MAP kinase tyrosine/serine/threonine phosphatase activity; protein tyrosine/threonine phosphatase activity.
AUGAUGGGAAGCGGUAAGGAGGGCGCCGAGCCUUCCGAGGAGAGGCAACGGCAGCCCCCGCUCCAGGAACCAGAAGGAGCUCAACACCUUGGUGUGAAGAAAGGCGGUAGCAGAGAGGAGGGCGUGGACGAGGUUGAGGAUACGUGUCCGCCGGCGCCAUCCGCGAAUGCCGACGUUCCCAACUGCAUGACGGACGUGCGUGAGGAGCAGCACGCUGCAGCCGCCACCGUGACGGUGGAGAGUCGCUGGGCGACGGGGACAUCCAGGGGUGGGAGCGGAGGCGGCGUGCCAGCCACUGCGGGCAGCUUCGUCGUUGGAAGCACCUCACAUGUCUCGCUCACCGGCACCCCCACCUCCAGCAUUCACGCACGCAUGUCCUCCUUUGGUCGCAGCAGCACUCACAUGAAGGCCGUGAUCAACGUCAUCUGUCGUCGGACGUGCGGGGAACGAAAGCAGACGGUGCCGUGGUCCCCCGCAACGGGGGUACCGCCGCAUUUACCCACGCCACGCAUGACAGCCACCGCGGGUGCUACCGCCAAGGCGUCUGCUACGCCAAAUGAGACGGCGAUGCUGACGCCAGCGCUGAGCCACUCCGAGCAUGGGCGGUCGGCAACGUCCUCGAUGAACGAGACGCCGUUUCCUGCCGCCCCCCUGGGCAUAGGCUUGUCGACACCCCCCUCUCACAGCAGCAGCAACCUCAGUGAACCGCACUCCUGUUAUGAGAAGGAAGAAGAGCGCAACUAUUUUCGUUACAACUUUGCUCCACGCUUGCAGACACGGUUUUCUUUGAACCAAAUGCCUUCUGGAACUGAGGCAACGUCGGGAACGCAAAAAGAGGGUCAUCACCAAGAAGAACAGCAGCAAGAAGAAGACGAUGCAGCUACAGAGCAACAACAUCAGCAGUUCGAAGAAGUACUAUUUGCGGACAACAAGGAUGUUAGUGGUGUGCAUCAUCGCUGGCCUGAGGUCUCCGCAAAGCUGCAAAUCUGUGUUCCCGCGUCCCCGCUGUGGCCGGCGCCGGGUGAGGCGAUUCCAACUUGUAAGCACUACAGCAGUGACGUUGAGUUUAGCACGAGUAGUAGCUUUGGCAGCGGCUACAGUAGGAGCGUGCUUCAGGCGUACAACCAGCCCCCAUUUGUGAGAAGCGGGGGCAGCCUUUUCACAGACACGCCGUGUGUCUCUCCCUGCAUGCUUGCCUUUGAUGGCGGCGACGCGGAAGCGCUCCCCGUGAUGGCAAAAAUUCCAAACACCGUUACGAAAACUCCCGCCGCCACCACCAUGAAGAUGGGGCCCACUGACAACGACGGUGGUGGCAGUAGUGGCAGGAGGCGUGUGUUGCCAUCGCACUAUCAAAAAAAAUUUUAUUUGCGGUGUGACCCCACAGUACCGUCGGGAGUUUCACAGGAAGGCUCCAUUGGGACGAUUCCAUUCAACAACGUUUGCCAAAAUGUGGUGGCGGCUUUAUGUCCGCCUACUUCACAGGGUGUAGACAGUACAACUUUGUUUGACGCAGCGAUGGUGCUGCCAGGGCUCUACUUGGGCUCUUACAGCGAUGCCUUGAAGCUGCCUGCGCUCGCCGCCCACGGUAUCUCACUUGUGCUGAACGUUGCCGAAGAGUGCGUGAUAGACGACGUCGUGGCGGACAACGACUACAAUAUCAAGUUUAUUUGUUUCCCGCUGAAGGACCACAGCGAUGAAAACAUUGCACGCUAUUUUGGACCACUGACACGAAUAAUUCAUAGGCAGCUGCACCGUCGCGAGCGCGCCCUGUGGAGUGCAAGGAAGACUGCGGCAGAAGCGAACGAACAUGACGAUGCGAAAGUGGUCGCGGAUGCGUCGUCUAACGCCUGCGUGCCGGGUGGGGUACUUGUGCACUGUCGCAUGGGUGUAAGUCGAAGCGCAGCCGUUGUCCUUGCCUACCUUAUGUUUUACGGUGACACCCUCGUGGUGUCCGAGGGCUGCUACAGCCAGCAGCGGAUGGAGGAAUCUCCCACCCUUGUGGGCACGCCUUCGAUGGCGGCCACUCCUUUGUUCCCGCUUGCAGGCAAUGACGAUACUGCAGUGAAGGGAAGCCGUGGCACAUGUGGCCGAUGUUGUGAGUGCUGCUGCUGCCUUGCCCAUCAAAACCACAGGGAUGACCACGGUGGGGAUUGUGGGGCCGCCCGGAGGGUCGUGAAAAGCUACCGGGAAGCAUUUGCCUUUCUGAAGAAACGAAAACGAGAUAUCAACCCAAAUAUUGGUUUUGUGCUUGCACUACGGGAGUUGGAUGGUGACGAGGGAAAGUAG